Balaenoptera acutorostrata (minke whale) is the source of this 1897-nucleotide messenger RNA. RefSeq names its product G protein-coupled receptor 160 (gene GPR160). Gene Ontology annotation, cellular component: signaling receptor complex; plasma membrane. The transcript has 4 exons. NCBI's taxonomy places the organism in Eukaryota, Metazoa, Chordata, Mammalia, Artiodactyla, Balaenopteridae. The record is from RefSeq and is a predicted model, not a curated record. Bases 537 to 1556 code for a protein of 339 amino acids.
AUUGCAUCCGCACUUCCUGGUAGCAGAGCGCGGGGCCGCCACGGGGUUGCUGCGGGGUCCCCGGGGCCGUGCUCUCAGCCCCGGCCUGUCCCCGGUCACCUGGGGCCGGGCGCGGCAGGUGCCCGGGCGGCGACCUCGCCGCGGGUCUGUUUGGGCGCCCAGCGCCGCGGACGCGGAGCGCGAGCCAGGAGCUGGGAGCCGCCGCGCCUCGGGUGGCCUCGGGAGGUGGCAGCAGGGUCCCCCGCCCCCCGCAUUCCGGAGGCGACCGCGAGGACCCGGCUUGCGGAGGAAGGUCCAGCUGGGAGGAAACGCACUUGCUUCGCCCCAUUGCUUUGCUUGUGCAAAUGAUUCGGAGCUUAUUCACAUGGCAUUUUGGUAUGCCAGGAACCAAAAGUGAGAUAAUUAAAGGCAGUAAAACUGAAGUAAAAUAGGAAGAUCAGCCAAGAAAGACCUACUGGAGAAAGCAGAGGAUGGAAAAUAAAGUGAAGCACUGUUUUACUAUAGCAGCAGGCCUUUGAAAUUGAACUGAAAAAAAAAUGACUGCUCUUACUUCAGAGAACUGCUCUUUUCAGUACCAGCUACAUCAAACAAAUCAGCCCCUAGAUGGUAACUGUCUGUUAUUCUUGAUUACACUUGGGAAAAUAUUAUUAAAUAUCCUCACACUAGGAAUGAGAAGAAAAAACACCCAUCAAAAUUUUAUGGAAUAUUUUUGCAUUUCACUAGCAUUUACUGAUCUUCUACUUUUGGUGAAUAUUUCCAUUAUAUCCUAUUUCAGGGAUUUUGUACUUUUAGGCAUUAGGUUUACUAAAUACCACAUCUGCCUAUUUACUCAAAUUAUUUCUUUUACUUAUGGCUUUUUGCAUUAUCCAGUUUUUCUGACAGCUUGUAUAGAUUAUUACCUGAAUUUCUCUAAAGCCACCAAGCUUCCAUUUAAGUGUCAAAAAGUAUUUUAUUUCUUUGCAGUUAUUUUAAUUUGGAUUUCAGUCCUUACUUAUGUUUUGGGAGAUCCAGCUAUCUACCAAAGCCUGAAGGCACAGAACGUUUAUUCUUAUCAUCAGUGUCCUUUCUACAUUAGCAUUCAGAGUUACUGGCUGUCAUUUUCCAUGGUGAUGAUUUUAUUUAUGGCUUUUAUAACCUCUUGGUCAGAAGUUAUUACCUUGGUACAGGCUGUUAGGAUAACCUCCUAUAUGAAUGAGACUAUCCUAUAUUUUCCCUUUUCAUCCCACUCCAGUUAUACUGUGAGCUCUAAAAAAACACUCUUGCCCAAGUUGAUAGUCUGUUUUCUUGGUACCUGGUUACCAUUUGUACUACUUCAAAUAAUUAUCCUUUUACUUAAAGUACAGAUUCCAGCAUACAUCGAGAUGAACAUUCCGUGGUUGUACUUUGUCAAUAGUUUUCUCAUUGCUACAGUUUUUUGGUUUAAUUGUCACAAACUUAAUUUUAGAAACAUGGCAUUACCUGCGGAUCCAUUUGUCAACUGGAAAUGCUGCUUCAUUCCACUUACAAUUCAUAAUCUUGAGCAAAUCGAAAAGCCUAUAUCAGUAAUAAUUUGUUGACGUGUUGCCAUGUUAAAACUAAAACUAACAGCUACAAGAAUUACAAUUUUACAAAUGGGAAAGAAUGAUGACUUGGGACAUAUAAAGAAUGAACUGAACUGAAAGCUCCCCCCCGCAUCCCAAACUUUCAUACCUUUUCAGAAUGUGUCUUUUUGGGAUUGUGAUAUUAUUUAUUAGGUUUUAUUUUUUUUUAACAAAAUAUUUCCAAUAAGAAAUAUUUAUACCUGUUGACCAUACUGAUAUUUGUGUUACCCAGAAAACUACUGGAUACAAACUGUUAGGUAAAUCUGUGAUUCACUGCCAACUUUUCAGAUUUAAAUAAACAUUUUAUUACACUUAGA